Synchiropus splendidus (mandarinfish) is the source of this 1348-nucleotide messenger RNA. RefSeq names its product UDP-N-acetylglucosamine/UDP-glucose/GDP-mannose transporter-like. Gene Ontology annotation, molecular function: GDP-fucose transmembrane transporter activity; antiporter activity. The transcript is spliced from 13 exons. Bases 86 to 1195 code for a protein of 369 amino acids. NCBI's taxonomy places the organism in Eukaryota, Metazoa, Chordata, Actinopteri, Syngnathiformes, Callionymidae. The record is from RefSeq and is a predicted model, not a curated record. Gene Ontology annotation, cellular component: Golgi apparatus.
ACCGAAGACGCCGCGUUUAACAAUUUAAUUCAGUCAUAUCGUUUUAUUUUCAGCGAUACAACAAACAAUCGCGCUUUGACCCAAGAUGUUGUCUUCCUUGUGUUUCCGGUUUCGCCUUCUCCUCGCGCAUGCGCACUCCAGGCUACAAUUUCCUUCGGAACUGGUUCACGAGUUUGACUCGGCGAUGGCGGAGCGGUUCCGCAGACGCGAGCCCGCAGCCAACAACCCUCUGUCACCCGAGAGGACACCAGCCGCGGGCGGGGAGCAGCCGCACACCAGCUCUCCGGUGUUCUUGAGACUUUUUGCCGCAUGUUUUUACGGACUCAGUUCGUUUCUCAUCGUGGUGGUGAACAAGAGCGUCCUCACCAGCUACAGUUUCCCCUCCUCGAUAUGUCUUGGGAUUGGUCAGAUGUUGGCCACCAUUGUGGUCCUGAGGUCGGGGAAGAUGCUGGGCAUCAUCUCUUUCCCAGACAUGGACCGAAGCAUUCCAGGGAAGCUCUUCCCUCUGCCGCUGUUCUACGUCGGCAACCAGAUCACAGGGCUGUUUGGGACGCAGAGACUCAAUCUCCCCAUGUUCACAGUCCUGAGGAGGUUCACCAUUUUCCUCACCAUGGUGUUUGAGGGCUUUCUACUGAAAAAGACGUACUCCAGCUCCAUCAAGCUCACCGUCUUCCUGAUGAUCUUUGGCGCCUUCAUCGCGGCCAGCACCGAUCUGGCCUUUGACCUUCAGGGCUACGUUUUCAUCAUGCUGAACAACGUGCUGACGGCGGCGGGCGGCGCCUACACCAAGCAGAAGCUGGACUCUAAGGACUUGGGCAAGUUCGGCCUCCUCUACUACAACAGCCUGUUCAUGAUCCUUCCCACGCUGGCGCUCGCCCACUACACAGGAGACUUGACUCUGGGUCUGGAGUUCGGCAGCUGGUCCGACCCGAUGUUCGCGGUGCAGUUUCUCCUCUCCUGCGUCAUGGGGUUCGUGCUCAUGUACUCCAUCAUGCUGUGCACUCAGUACAACUCGGCUCUCACCACCGCCAUCGUCGGCUGCAUCAAGAACGUCAUGGUGACCUACCUGGGGAUGGUGUUUGGCGGCGACUACAUCUUCACCUGGACUAACUUCAUUGGUCUGAACGUCAGCAUCGCAGGCAGCCUCAUCUACUCGUACAUCACCUUCGUGCAAGAGCAAACAAAGAAAGAGUGAAGAAUCUCCACCAGAUCUUCAUCUGGACUCUUCGCUUCGUAACAUGUCUUAAGUGCCUUGAUGUUUUUACAUUUAUUUUUUUUUUAGUCAAUGAUUUCAGGAACGAAUGUCCACUUCCAUUCAAUAAUACAUUUAUUAAAUAUAGCCAACGUU